GAAGCCGAGCGCGGCCGCUCUGCUCUCGUCUGCUCCUCCCCGCCCCCAGCUUCGGCGCCGCGACUGACGGAGCGCCGCGGCCUCCAUUUUCCCUGGAGCGGCCGCGGGGAGGCAGUGCCACUUACAACUGCAGCCAUGUCUGACUUCGUGGAAAGCGAAGCUGAGGAAUCCGAGGAGGAAUACGACGAAGACGGGGGAGUACUUCCAAGGCCAACCAAAAAGUUUGCGGAAGAUGAAGACGAGGAGGAAGAAGAGGAGAACCUGGAUGACCAGGAUGAGCAAGGGAACCUGAAAGGGUUCAUCAAUGAUGAUGAUGACGAGGAGGAGGAGGAGGAGGAAGAGGCCAGUGAUUCAGGAGACUCGGAGGACGACGUUGGCCGUAAAAAGAGGAAACGCAAUUUUGACGACCGGCUUGAGGAUGACGACUUUGACCUCAUUGAAGAAAACCUGGGCGUCAAAGUUAAACGCCAAAAAUUCAGGCGGGUACGGAAGAUGUCAGACGACGAGGACGACAAGGAGGAAGAUUACGGGAAGGAGGAGCAUGAGAAGGAAGCCAUUGCAGAAGAAAUCUUCCAGGAUGGGGAAGGCGAGGAAGGGGGUGAUGGGACCGACGGUCACCUUGCCACAGCCGAGGAUGAGGAUGAUGAAGAGGAAGAUGAGUCUGACAUCGAUGACUUCAUUGUGGAUGACGAUGGGCAGCCGCUGAAGAAGCCCAAAUGGAGGAAGAAGCUCCCUGGAUACACAGACGCGGCCUUGCAAGAAGCUCAGGAGAUCUUUGGCGUGGACUUCGACUACGAUGAGUUUGAGAAGUACAACGAGUACGAUGAGGAGAUGGAGGAUGAGUACGACUACGAGCCCGAAGAGACGGAAGGUGAGAUCCGUGCCCGGCCCAAGAAGACGGCCAAGAAGCGGGUCAGUCGCCGCAGCAUUUUCGAGAUGUAUGAGCCCAGCGAGCUCGAGAGCAGCCACCUGACCGACCAGGACAACGAGAUCCGGGUGACCGACAUGCCUGAGAGGUUCCAACUGCGCUCCAUUCCCGUGAAGAACGCCGAAGACGACGAGCUGGAAGAAGAAGCCGACUGGAUCUACAGGAACGCCUUCGCCAUGCCCACCAUCUCCCUUCAGGAGAGUUCUGAUUACUUGGACCGUGGCCAGAGCAGCAGCAGCUUCAGUCGCAAGGGGCCCAGCACCAUCCAGAAGAUCAAAGAAGCCCUUAACUUCAUGAGGAACCAGCAUUUUGAGGUCCCCUUCAUAGCCUUCUACCGGAAGGAGUACGUGGAGCCCGAGCUGCACAUCAAUGACCUCUGGAGAGUCUGGCAGUGGGACGAGAAGUGGAGCCAGCUGAAGAUCCGCAAGCAGAACCUGACCCGCCUCUUCGAGAAGAUGCAGGCCUACCAGUACGAACAGAUCUCUGCUGACCCAGACAAGCCCCUGGCCGAUGGGAUCAGGGCCCUGGACACCACCGAUAUGGAGAGGCUGAAGGACGUGCAGUCGAUGGACGAACUGAAAGACGUGUAUAACCACUUCUUGCUCUACUACGGCCGAGACAUCCCCAAAAUGCAGAACGCAGCCAAAGCCAACCGCAAGAGGCACAAGCGGGUCCGCGAGGACGGCGAAGAGGAGGAAGGCGAGGGAGACGAUGCCGAGGAUGAAGAGCAGAAAGGGCCGGAGCUCAAGCAGGCCUCGCGUCGGGACAUGUAUACCAUCUGCCAAACGGCAGGCCUAGAUGGCCUGGCAAAGAAGUUUGGGCUGACGCCGGAGCAGUUUGGGGAGAAUCUGCGGGACAGCUAUCAGCGCCACGAGACCGAGCAGUUCCCGGCAGAGCCCCUGGAACUGGCCAAGGAUUACGUGUGCAGCCAGUUCCCUACCCCCGAAGCUGUGCUGGAAGGGGCCUGCUACAUGGUGGCGCUGCAGAUUGCCCGCGAGCCUUUGGUCCGGCAGGUGCUGCGGCAGACCUUUCAGGAACGGGCCAAGAUCAACGUCGCCCCCACCAAAAAGGGCAAGAAGGACGUGGAUGAAGCCCAUUAUGCCUACUCCUUCAAGUACCUGAAGAACAAGCCCGUCAAGGAGCUGCGAGACGACCAGUUCCUGAAGAUCUUCCUGGCCAAAGAGGAGAACCUCCUCACCGUCGACAUCUGCGUCGACAUGAAGGGCGUCGAGGGUUACGGAAAUGACCAGACCUACUUCGAAGAGAUCAAGCCCUUCUACUACCGGGAUGAGUUCAGCCACCAGGUGCAGGAGUGGAACCGUCAGCGGACGCUGGCCAUCGAGCGGGCCCUCCGCCAGUUCCUCUACCCACAGAUGGCCAAGGAGCUGAUGAACAAGCUCUUGGUGGAGGCCAAGGAGUUUGUCACGAAGGCUUGCAGUCGGAAGCUGUACAACUGGCUCAAGGUGGCCCCGUAUCGCCCGGACCAGCAAGUGGAGGAAGACGAGGACUUCAUGGACGAGAACCAGGGGAAGGGCAUCCGCGUGCUGGGCAUAGCCUUCUCCUCUGCGAGAAAUCACCCUGUCUUUUGUGCCCUGCUGAACGGGGAAGGUGAGGUCACCGAUUUCCUGCGUCUGCCACAUUUCACCAAGCGGAGGAACGCCUGGCGAGAGGAGGAGAGGGAGAGGAAGGCUCAGGAUGUUGAGACCCUGAAGAAGUUCCUGCUCAGCAAGAAACCGCACGUGGUCACCAUUGCAGGAGAAAACAGGGACGCGCAAAUGCUGAUGGAGGAUGUGAAGCGCAUUGUCCACGAACUGGAACAGGGGCAGCAGCUUUCCUCAAUCGGCGUGGAGUUGGUGGACAAUGAACUGGCCACUCUUUACAUGAACAGCAAGAAAUCCGAGAACGAGUUCCGGGACUACCCGCCGGUCCUGCGCCAAGCCGUCUCCCUCGCUCGCCGCAUCCAGGACCCGCUGGUUGAGUUUGCUCAGGUCUGCAGCUCUGACGAAGACAUUCUCUGCCUCAAGCUCCACCCCCUGCAGGACCACGUGGUGAAGGAAGGCCUGCUGAACGCCCUCUACUGCGAGUUCAUCAACCGCGUGAACGAGGUGGGCGUGGAUGCCAACCGCGCCAUCGCCCACCCGCACAGCCAGGCCCUCCUGCAGUACGUCUGUGGCCUGGGGCCCCGCAAGGGGACUCACUUGCUGAAGAUCUUGAAGCAGAACAACACGAGGCUAGAGAACCGGACCCAGCUGGUCACCAUGUGCCACAUGGGGCCCAAAGUCUUCAUCAACUGUGCUGGGUUCAUCAAGAUUGACACAGCCUCGCUGGGAGACAGCACGGAUUCCUACAUCGAGGUCCUGGAUGGGUCCAGGGUGCAUCCGGAGACAUACGAAUGGGCUAGGAAAAUGGCGGUCGAUGCCCUGGAGUACGAUGAGUCGGCUGAAGAUGCCAAUCCAGCUGGUGCCCUGGAGGAGAUCCUGGAAAACCCGGAACGUCUGAAGGAUCUGGACCUCGAUGCCUUUGCAGAGGAGCUGGAGAGGCAGGGCUACGGCGACAAGCACAUCACCCUGUACGACAUCCGGGCUGAGCUGAGCUGCCGCUACAAGGACCUGCGGAGCCCCUACCGGUCUCCCAAUUCCGAGGAGGUCUUCAACAUGCUGACCAAAGAGACACCCGAAACCUUCUACAUAGGGAAACUGAUCAUCUGCAACGUGACGGGAAUCGCCCAUCGGCGGCCACAGGGCGAGAGCUACGACCAGGCCAUCAGGAACGACGAGACAGGCCUCUGGCAGUGCCCCUUCUGUCAGCAGGACAACUUCCCUGAGCUGAGCGAGGUCUGGAACCAUUUUGAUAGCGGCUCCUGCCCUGGCCAGGCCAUUGGGGUGAAAACCCGACUGGACAACGGGGUCACCGGUUUUAUCCCCACCAAAUUCCUCAGCGACAAGGUGGUCAAACGGCCAGAGGAAAGAGUCAAGGUGGGGAUGACUGUCCAUUGCAGGAUCAUGAAGAUUGACAUUGAGAAGUUCAGUGCUGAUCUGACCUGCCGAACCUCAGACCUUAUGGACAGGAGUAACGAGUGGAAGCUGCCCAAGGACGCCCACUAUGACUUUGCGGCCGAGGCUGCCGAUCACAAGCAGGAAGAAGAAGUGAAGAGGAAGCAGCAGCGGACAACAUACAUCAAGCGCGUGAUUGCUCACCCGUCCUUCCACAACAUCAACUUCAAGCAGGCCGAGAAGAUGAUGGAGACCAUGGACCAAGGCGAUGUCAUUAUACGGCCCAGUAGCAAAGGGGAGAACCAUCUGACGGUCACCUGGAAAGUGUGCGACAACAUCUACCAGCACGUGGACGUGCGGGAGGAAGGCAAGGAGAAUGCGUUCAGCCUGGGGGCCACGCUCUGGAUCAACACCGAAGAGUUUGAGGACCUGGAUGAGAUCGUAGCCCGCUACGUCCAGCCGAUGGCCUCCUUCGCCCGGGAUCUGCUCAGCCACAAAUAUUACCAGGAGUGCAGCGGAGGAGACAGGAAGAAACUGGAGGAAUUGCUGAUCAAGACCAAGAGGGAGAAGCCGGCCUUCAUCCCCUACUUCAUCUGCUCCUGCAAGGACCUUCCAGGCAAAUUCCUGCUGGGCUACCAACCACGAGGCAAGCCAAGAAUUGAGUACGUGACGGUGACUCCUGAAGGAUUCCGGUACCGCAACCACAUCUUCCCCACGGUCAAUGGACUUUUCCGGUGGUUCAAGGACCACUACCAGGACCCUGUGCCAGGGGUCACUCCCAGCAGCAGCAGCAGAACCAGGACGCCCGCAUCCAUCAACGCGACUCCCGCCAACAUUAACCUUGCAGAUCUGACCCGCGCCGUGAACGCCUUGCCACAGAACAUGACUUCUCAGAUGUUCAGCGCCAUCGCUGCCGUGACAGGCCAGGGGCAAAAUGCCAAUGCCACCCCUGCCCAGUGGGCUUCCAGCCAAUAUGGCUAUGGGGGCAGUGGCGGCGGGAGCAGCGCGUACCACGUCUUCACCACGCCCGCCCAGCAGCCGGUGGCCACCCCUUUGCUGACCCCCAGCUACUCCUACGCCACCCCGAGCCAGCCCAUCACGACCCCCCAGUACCACCAGCUCCAGGCCAGCACCACCCCGCAGUCCACCCAGUCCCAGCCGCAGUCCCAGCCUUCCUCCAGUUCUGGGCAGAGGCAGCAGCCAAAGUCCAGCUCCGGUGCCAGCUCCCACGCGCCCAUCGACUGGGGCAAGAUGGCCGAACAGUGGCUGCAGGAGAAGGAGGCCGAGCGCCGGAAGCAGAAGCAGCGCCUGACCCCUCGCCCGUCGCCCAGCCCCAUGAUCGAGAGCACACCCAUGUCUGUGGCGGGCGACGCCACCCCGCUCUUGGACGAGAUGGACCGGUAGUCCUCCCCAGCCCGUCUCCAGCAGGAGCAGCAAAGCCGGCCCUCCUUCCUCAGCCACGCCACUCCGUCUUUUUCCUUUUUGCUUCACGCCAAGCGGAAGAGGUGUGCCAGGGACACCAGGCAGUGCCCUCCACGGGGAGCGGAGACUCAAGCCCGCACGAUUCUUGGCACAGAGGCUGCCCUGCUACUGGGCGGGUGGCGUUCGGACAGGCCGAGGUGCUCGUGUGUUGCUGGGCCCUGCGCCCCCACGCCCAAUCCCAGCUGCCCAGCCUUCGCCCUCGAGUUCCACGGCUGCCUGGCUGUGCAGUUGCACAGACACAAACUGGCAAGGCCAGGAGUGAUGUGAGAAGACCAUCUGAUCUCCCUCUCUCUCUCCCUCUCCCUCUCCCUCUCCCUCUCCCUCUCCCUCUCUCCCUCGCUCUUCUGUGCUCAGUGGCUGUGAUGAUGUUCGGGGGGCUUUGCUGUGUGAGCUCUGAAGAGAACGUAGCCUCUGCCAUAAGCCGGGUUUCUCUGGUGCUCUCCAGGACAAUAUUUAUUCAGUUGUAUUGCUAGAAAGGAAAGAAAAAAGCUGGAAAGCUGAACCCGGUCAGUGGCAGCCUUUGUGAACGAGCGAGGUGGGGGAGUCUGCUGCAGCGGCUUGGAUGCCAAAUAGCGUCUCUCUCCCCCCCCCAUGUCCCCUUCCAACAGCAAAAGAGGGAAUAAAUGGUGUUUCUACC
Molecule: messenger RNA, 6040 nt
Organism: Candoia aspera
Lineage: Eukaryota; Metazoa; Chordata; Lepidosauria; Squamata; Candoiidae
Gene: SUPT6H
Product: SPT6 homolog, histone chaperone and transcription elongation factor
Exons: 37
Coding region: 136-5325 (1729 amino acids)
Biological process (GO): transcription elongation-coupled chromatin remodeling; nucleosome organization; transcription elongation by RNA polymerase II
Cellular component (GO): transcription elongation factor complex
Molecular function (GO): histone binding; DNA binding; nucleosome binding
Source: RefSeq, a predicted model, not a curated record